AGCACCACCAACGUCUCUCUCGGUUGACCUUCCUCGCGUGGCGGGCGAACACCAAGUGGCUACAAUGUUUCCUCUGUGCAUCUGCCACGUUGAAGAAAUCAACGAGGGCGGCUAAUGAUUGUGGGAUCCACAUGACGCUGGAAUGGCUCCUAUUGGUUUGUGGCGUGGAUGGACGUACGUCAGCAAUCCCACCAGAUCCAUGUAUAUAUAUAUAUAUAUAUGUAUAGUUGGGCUUUGAACAGCCAGUCAUCCACAUUUCACUCUUCAAUUCUCAGUCGAAACUCUGCCCUCAGCACCUAAAGUUCUGCAAAUUAGAGCUUCUAGGCCAUGUGCUGAUACUGGGCAUGAAGGCUAGAGCUUGGGUGAUCAUAAUCGAUGUCACUUUCAAUAGAUUCAUCAUCGCAGGUUCUUGAAAAUGGAUAUGAACAUGCUGAACUACUCUCCGGGAAUAAUGAUGAACAUGAAGGUGUCAUGGUGAACAUGGAAAAGCCUAUGGACUCCAAGGUCUUUCUCACUGCACUUAGAGCUUCGAUAUCGCUGUGGAGGAAACAGGGCAAAAGGGGUGUUUGGAUUAAAUUGCCCAUUGGCCUUGCAAAUCUUAUUGAAAGUGCAGUAAAGGAGGGAUUUCAUUAUCAUCAUGCUGAGCCAGAUUACCUGAUGCUUGUUCAUUGGAUUUCUGAGUCCACCACUAGUACUAUCCCUGCAAAUGCCACACACCGAGUAGGCAUUGGUGCCAUUGUCAUGAAUGAUAAAAGAGAGCUGCUUGUGGUCCAGGAAAAGAGCGGGAAGUUAAAAGGAACGGGAAUAUGGAAGAUCCCUACUGGAGUAGUUGAUGCGGGUGAGGAUAUCUUCAAGGCAGCAGUGAGAGAAGUAAAAGAAGAGACAAAUAUUGACACAGAAUUUGUGGAAAUCCUAGGAUUCAGGCAAACCCACAAGUCAUUCUUUGAAAAAUCGGAUUUGUUCUUCCUUUGCAUGAUGCGCCCACUCUCCUUUGAUGUUCAGAAGCAAGAAUUAGAGAUUGACGCAGCCAAGUGGAUGCCAUUCGAGGAGUAUACAGCUCAACAAAUUGUCGAGAAACCUGGAUUUUACAAGUGCAUCACAGACAUAUGCUUAGCAAAGGUAGACGGGGACUACAUCGGUUUCUCUCCAAGACUUGUAAAAUCAAGUUUUACCGAUCAACUGAGUUACUUUUAUUUGAACGAACAAGAUUCUAACAGUUCUUAAGUUAAUUGAUUGGUCCUGAAUGGUAACUAUUGAUAUUUAUUGUACUUAUCACUCCUCUCUUACACUCUGGUGAGGAGAAAGAUAUAAUUAAAUGAACUGCCCUUUGUUUA
This is a messenger RNA of Vitis vinifera (wine grape), 1334 nucleotides long. Its product is annotated as nudix hydrolase 10. The coding region runs from base 376 to 1224 and encodes 282 amino acids. Lineage: Eukaryota; Viridiplantae; Streptophyta; Magnoliopsida; Vitales; Vitaceae. Gene Ontology annotation, molecular function: ADP-ribose diphosphatase activity; NAD binding; NADH pyrophosphatase activity. The record is from RefSeq and is a predicted model, not a curated record. The transcript is spliced from 9 exons.